AUGGCCGACGAAGAGACACAACUGGCCUUGGCCAACCCCGCCGCGGACGCGCUGCGCGAGUCGCAAGACACCGCAGUCGUCGCCGCAGCACCCACGGGCAAGAAGAUGGUCAAGAAGAUUGUCCGCAAGAAGCGGAAGCCCGCGCGCGUGCAAAUCGACCCCUCGCUCAUCACCUCGGAGCCGCCGCCCCAGACCGGCACCAUCUUCAACAUCUGGUACAACAAGUGGUCCGGCGGCGACCACGACGGCAACGCGCAGACCAAGGCCAAGGGCCGCUGCAACAUUGCCACCGACGCCGGGUACACAAAGGCCGACAGCCUCACGGGCAGCUUCUUCUGCGUGAGCUUCGCGCGCGGCGUCUGCGCAAAGGGCGUCGACUGCGACUACCUGCACCGCCUGCCGGGCGUGUACGACAUCUUCGGGCCCAACAUCGACUGCUUCGGGCGCGACAAGUUUUCCGACUACCGAGACGACAUGGGCGGCGUGGGCAGCUUCAUGCGCGUCAACAGGACCGUGUAUAUCGGCCGCAUACACGUCACGGAUGAUAUUGAGGAGAUUGUGGCCCGUCAUUUUGCAGAAUGGGGCCAAGUCGAGCGCAUCCGCGUGCUCAAUCAGCGCGGUGUCGCGUUUGUCACAUAUUCCAACGAAGCGAAUGCGCAAUUCGCCAAAGAAGCCAUGGCGCACCAAUCGCUCGAUCACGACGAAGUCCUCAACGUCCGAUGGGCGACGGCCGACCCGAACCCGAUGGCACAGGCCCGCGAGGUCCGUCGAAUCGAGGAGCAGGCCGCCGAGGCCAUCCGCCGCGCUCUCCCUGCCGAAUUCGUCGCCGAGAUCGAGGGCAAAGACCCCGAUGCGCGCAAGCGGCGCAAAAUUGAGAGCAGCUAUGGUCUCGAGGGGUACGAGGCGCCUGACGAGGUGCACUUUGCGCGCGGCGCCAACGCAGUGAACCCGCUCGGCCGCGAAGGCUUCGAGCUGGAGGACCAGCAGCGUCUCAUGAUUGAGAAUGGCGAGGCAUUUGCAGACAGCGAUGGGCAAGGGCAGGAGCAGCAACAACCACAAAAAGAGGAACAGAGCGGGGGAAUCUUCUCUGGGAGCACGCUGGCAGCACUCAACAGAGCAAAGAUUUCGGUACCAUCACAACAGAAAGCAGCGGCCGCGGCGGGACCUCUUGUAUCAUACGGAAGUGACAGCGAUGACGAUGAAUAA
Akanthomyces muscarius is the source of this 1206-nucleotide messenger RNA. RefSeq lists its product as uncharacterized. Gene Ontology annotation, cellular component: U2-type catalytic step 1 spliceosome; Prp19 complex; U2-type catalytic step 2 spliceosome. The record is from RefSeq and is a predicted model, not a curated record. Lineage: Eukaryota; Fungi; Ascomycota; Sordariomycetes; Hypocreales; Cordycipitaceae. Bases 1 to 1206 code for a protein of 401 amino acids. Gene Ontology annotation, molecular function: pre-mRNA binding; metal ion binding; U6 snRNA binding. The transcript has 2 exons.